AUGUCUACAGUUGUCAAGACAAACCCAUUUCUUGUUUUGGCACCAACAGGUGUUGCUGCAUUUAAUAUACAAGUGACAACAAUCCAUGCAGGGUUGUGCAUACCUAUAAGAGAAAUGCAUCCUUUGACAGGGCAGUCAUUAAUGACAUUGCAAGAACAAUUGAAACAUAUUAAAUAUAUUUUGAUAGACGAAAUGAGCUUUUUAGGCCCAAAAUUACUACUGAAGAUAGAUAGUCAUUUGCGCCAAGCAUUUCCUGACAAUCAACAUGAAAUCUUUGGCGGGGUGUCCAUAAUUCUUGUAGGUGAUCUUGCUCAACUUCCCCCUGUAAUGGAUAAACCUAUAUAUGCAUCACACUCUGCAACCCUCAUUUUAUGGCAUUCUUUUACUACUGUCGUAAUAUUGGACACUAUUUUCUGCCAACAAGGUGCAUCUAUAAGACAACAACAAUUUAGAACACUCCUUCAGAACUUAAGAAAUGCUCAAGCACUGCAAAAUGAUUGGCAGUUUCUUAUGCGCCAGACAAAUGCAACAUUAAAUAUUCAACAGAAGAAGGAUUUCAACUCAUCAAUUCAUUUAUUUGCAACAAAUGAAUCUGCACGGUUGCAUAACAGGAAAAUGCUCAAAUAA
Molecule: messenger RNA, 627 nt
Organism: Cryptomeria japonica (Japanese cedar)
Lineage: Eukaryota; Viridiplantae; Streptophyta; Pinopsida; Cupressales; Cupressaceae
Product: ATP-dependent DNA helicase RRM3-like
Exons: 1
Coding region: 1-627 (208 amino acids)
Biological process (GO): DNA repair; telomere maintenance
Molecular function (GO): DNA helicase activity
Source: RefSeq, a predicted model, not a curated record